GUGACCGUAUCGCUGGACUCCCACGCCUUCCCUCUCUAGAGUCUAGUCCCUACUCUCUCUUAUACCCCUCAGUAUGACAUUUCUUUUCUUCGUCUAGAAGUAAAUCGAAUCGCUAUUUUAUAUCUCAACUGCCUCUCACAAAUCAUUAUUGUAAUUUCAUAUCUCCGCCAAUCCCUACUCAUGCAAGAAACGGAGCUUCACGAUUUAUCCGACGAUGCUGAUUAUGCCGCUUCUAUGCAGCAAGGAUCAUCAAGCAUAAUGAGGAGCGACAGCAGCAAGACUAGCUCGUCCAGCGAAACCGACGGUGCCGAAGUGGUUUAUUUGAAAGAUAAUGUUACAAUUCACCCCACUCAGUUUGCAUCUGAAAGAAUUAGCGGAAGAUUGAAGCUAAUUAAACAAGGCUCCUCUCUCUUUAUGACCUGGAUUCCGUACAAAGGACAAAACUCAAACGCGAAGUUAUCUGAGAGAGAUAGGAAUUUGUAUACCAUAAGGGCGGUGCCUUUUACGGAUGUGCGGUCCAUUCGCAGACACACUCCAGCUAUUGGGUGGCAAUACAUAAUUGUUGUUUUAUCAUCAGGCCUUGCUUAUCCUCCACUUUACUUUUACAAUGGCGGAGUUAGAGAGUUCCUUACUACUGCAAAGCAACAUGUUGUUCUUGUGAGGUCAGCAGAAGAUGCAAAUGUAUUUCUUGUCAAUGAUUUUCAAAGUCCUCUGCAGAAAACUUUAUCUUCUUUGGAGCUGCCUGGGGUGGUUACUGUAGCAAGUGGGCCAUCAACACCUGUUUCAGUUGGCGACUCUCUUUUAAAUGAAAACCAAGAUAGGACCUAUGGGGCAGUUGGCCCGGUGAGUUCCAGUAUUUCUCGGUACAAUGGGAGACAGAGGCAAAAGGGUCAUGAUCCUGCUCGAGACAUCUCAAUUCAGGUAUUGGAAAAAUUCUCUCUGGUGACCAAAUUUGCCCGGGAAACAACUCAACUAUUUCGUGAAAAUCAUAGUAAUGGUUUUGGUCCUUUUGAGAGGAAAUUUGACAACCAGUCUGUCGAAAAUCACCAUCACGAAGCAUCCUAUGACACAUUGAAAGAUAGUGAUGCAGAGAAUGUUUGUGGCGAAAUUCCAGUAGCCUCAGAUCCUCUCGAGUUGGAUAAACAAACACUAGUGUGGGGAAAACCCCGACAGCCACCCUUGGGGCCUGAAGAGUGGGCAACCUUUUUGGACAACGAAGGUCGAGUUAUGGAUUCAAAAGCUUUAAGAAAGAGAAUUUUCUAUGGAGGAAUUGAGCACAAAUUACGCAGAGAGCUCUGGGCAUUUUUACUGGGAUACCAUGCAUAUGAUUCAACAUAUGCUGAGAGGGAGUAUUUUAGGUCCAUUAAAAAGUCAGAGUAUGAGACCAUAAAACACCAGUGGCAGAGCAUCUCAACUGAACAGGCAAAAAGAUUUACAAAAUUCAGGGAGAGAAAAGGACUUAUUGAUAAAGAUGUGGUAAGGACAGAUAGGUCACUCCCUUUCUAUGAUGGGGAUGAUAAUCCAAAUGUGAAUAUUCUACGUGAUAUUCUGUUGACGUACUCCUUCUACAACUUUGAUCUUGGUUACUGUCAGGGUAUGAGUGAUCUUCUUUCCCCCAUUUUGUUUGUAAUGGAAGAUGAGUCAGAAUCAUUUUGGUUGUUUGUGGCACUGAUGGAACGUCUUGGACCCAAUUUUAAUCGUGACCAAAAUGGAAUGCACACUCAACUUUUUGCAUUGUCUAAGCUGGUGGAGUUGCUAGACAGCCCAUUGCAUAAUUAUUUCAAGCAGAAUGAGUGCCUGAAUUAUUUCUUUUGUUUUCGCUGGGUUCUAAUACAAUUUAAAAGAGAAUUUGAAUACGAGAAAACAAUGCGUUUAUGGGAGGUACUAUGGACACAUUAUUUGUCUGAGCACCUGCAUUUAUAUGUAUGUGUUGCAAUCUUGAAACGGUACCGGAACAAAAUAAUGGGGGAGCAAAUGGAUUUUGACACACUCUUGAAAUUCAUUAACGAGCUGAGUGGUCGGAUUGAUCUUGAUGCAAUUCUAAGAGAUGCUGAGGCAUUGUGUAUUUGUGCUGGUGAGAAUGGUGCUGCUUGCAUCCCUCCUGGAACUCCACCUUCACUGCCAGUUGACAAUGGUUUGUUAUAUUCUCAGCAAGAUGAUGACGUAUUGUAAAUAUGAACCCUGUCCUGGAAAGGAUUUAUCAGCUUUCAUAUUCUCAAUUUUCUAUGGAGACAUUUGCUGCUUUCUGUAAUGAGCUUCUGUAAUACCUCAAAAUCUUUUCAUUUAUGAAGUAAGUCUACGGGUACUCAGUUGAAAGAAUUGUCAUCGUAGGUUGAUGGAUUCCAUUGUUUGA
Messenger RNA from Pistacia vera, 2353 nucleotides. RefSeq names its product TBC1 domain family member 15. Lineage: Eukaryota; Viridiplantae; Streptophyta; Magnoliopsida; Sapindales; Anacardiaceae. The record is from RefSeq and is a predicted model, not a curated record. Gene Ontology annotation, molecular function: GTPase activator activity. Bases 181 to 2172 code for a protein of 663 amino acids. Gene Ontology annotation, biological process: activation of GTPase activity. The transcript is spliced from 16 exons.